Toxotes jaculatrix (banded archerfish) is the source of this 3826-nucleotide messenger RNA. It is a transcript of the gene dpysl2a, whose product is annotated as dihydropyrimidinase like 2a. The transcript has 14 exons. Gene Ontology annotation, cellular component: cytoplasm; cytosol. Gene Ontology annotation, molecular function: hydrolase activity, acting on carbon-nitrogen (but not peptide) bonds, in cyclic amides. Bases 176 to 1927 code for a protein of 583 amino acids. The record is from RefSeq and is a predicted model, not a curated record. NCBI's taxonomy places the organism in Eukaryota, Metazoa, Chordata, Actinopteri, Toxotidae.
UAUUAGGCUGCACUGUGCAAGCUUCACUUGCUAUCGGCAGGAAUCGCCCAGGGCGUCGACUGGCCAACAAGCAGAGCAUCCAUUCAUCCUUUCCUUUGGCAGCUGAGGUUUUCCAGUCGAGCUAGCUAGCGUUAGCCAAGAGGCAGGGGACAGCUGUGUCAGAGGGAUCCUCAAAAUGUCGGGUUACCAAGGAAAGAAGAACAUCCCAAGAAUUACAAGUGACCGUCUCCUCAUCAAAGGAGCAAAGAUAGUGAACGAUGAUCAGUCAUUCUUGGCUGAUAUCUACAUGGAGGAUGGAGUCAUCAAGCAAAUCGGAGACAACCUCAUUGUUCCCGGGGGAGUUAAGAUCAUAGAGGCUCAUGGGCGAAUGGUGAUGCCUGGGGGUAUUGACGUCCACACCCGUUUCCAGAUGCCUGAUCGAGGCAUGGUGGCGGCAGAUGACUUCUACCAGGGCACCCGGGCGGCUCUGGCUGGGGGAACGACCAUGAUCGUUGAUCACGUGGUGCCAGAGCCUGGCGUCAGCCUGGUCGCUGCUUUCAAACAGUGGAGGGAGUGGGCUGAUAGCAAGUCCUGCUGUGACUAUUCUCUGCAUGUGGACAUCACUGAGUGGAACAAAGGCACUCAGGAGGAGAUGGAGACCCUAGUGAAGGAUCACGGUGUCAACUCUUUCCUGGUCUAUUUGGCUUAUAAGGAUGUUUUCCAACUUUCUGAUUCUCAGAUCUAUGAGGUGCUGAGUGUCAUCAGAGAUCUCGGAGCCAUCGCGCAGGUGCAUGCUGAGAAUGGAGACAUCAUUGCAGAGGAGCAGAGGCGUAUUCUAGAGCUGGGGAUCACUGGCCCUGAAGGUCAUGUGCUUAGCCGCCCAGAGGAGGUGGAGGCAGAGGCAGUCAAUCGCUCCGUCACCAUAGCCAAUCAGACCAACUGUCCCCUCUACAUCACCAAGGUGAUGAGCAAGAGCGCUGCUGACGUCAUUGCUCUCGCCAGGAAAAAGGGUGCCGUGGUUUAUGGAGAGCCCAUAUCUGCCAGCUUGGGCACAGACGGUACCCAUUACUGGAGCAAGAACUGGGCCAAGGCAGCAGCCUAUGUCACCUCUCCACCUCUCAGCCCUGAUCCCACCACCCCCGACUACCUCAGCUCCCUGUUGUCAUGUGGGGACUUGCAGGUGACUGGUAGUGCUCACUGCACUUUCCAGACUUCUCAGCGCGCAGUAGGCAAAGAUAACUUCACCUUAAUCCCAGAGGGCACCAACGGCACUGAGGAGAGGAUGUCCCUAAUCUGGGACAAAUGUGUGGUGACUGGCAAGAUGGAUGAGAACCAGUUCGUGGCAGUGACCAGCACAAACGCAGCCAAGAUCUUCAACCUGUACCCCCGCAAGGGCCGCAUCGCUGUGGGGUCUGAUGCCGACCUCGUGCUGUGGGACCCAGAUAUCACUAAGAUCAUCUCAGCUAAGAGCCACAACCUGUCUGUGGAGUAUAACAUCUUUGAGGGCACAGAAGUGCGUGGAGGUCCUCUGGUGGUGAUCAGCCAGGGUAAGAUCGUGUUGGAGGACGGCAGUCUUCACACCACCGAGGGCUGCGGGCGCUACAUCAGCCGCAAACCCUUCCCUGACCACGUGUACAAGAGGAUAAAGGCUCGCAGCAGGCUCACAGAGUUGCGAGGAGUCCCCAGGGGCCAGUAUGAUGGGCCGGUGUGUGAGGUGACUGUGACUCCCAAGGUAAUGUCCACAGUCUCCUCAGCGAAGACUUCGCCUGCCAAGCAGCAGCAGCAGCAGCAGCAACAACAGCAGUUUACCCACCAGCCAGUGCGCAACCUCCACCAAUCUGGCUUCAGCCUGUCUGGUGCCCAAAUUGACGACAAUGUUCCUCGUCGCACCACUCAGCGCAUCGUGGCUCCCCCUGGUGGAAAAGCCAACAUCACCAGCCUCGGCUAAGCUCUUCUUGCAACUGAGCCGGGGGCGUGCAGGGCAACACGGGAUCAGGGGCCACUCUUACCACUGUCACAUCACAUCUGGUCACCUCUGACUCCUCCCCCUGCCCCGCCCCCACCCAAAAAAAAAGCUCUCCAUCCAUUCUUAUUCACACACUAUCACUAUGUCACCUCAUGCAAAAAAAAAGAAGAAAGCACUGUUCCAUUUUGUUUCAUCUUUCCUGCCAUAUUCCACUGUCACCGAGGAAGGAUCAAGUGAACUGAAGCAGCUUUUCUUGCUGUUUUUAAGCCCAGUUUAAUUACUGAUGAAAGUAAUUUGUUUACAUUUGUUUACAUUUGUGUAUAAUUUUUUUUUGCUGUACAUGUUGGAGCUGCUUAGUUGCUCUUUUGGCUCAGAAAGUUGACAGAAAACUAGACCUGAGAAAGGGUCGGUUUCUGGAGCGGGCAUUUUAGGGACUACAGUUGUUUACAAUUUUUCUUCUUGCGCUGUUUAUUUCCCAGAUGUUAGUUUUAGAAUGUGUUACACAACCACCUUUAGUUGAGAGUAAAUCCUCCACUGUCCAUGUUGUAACACUGCUGCACUGUAACAUUGCUGUUCUAGUACAAAAAGCUCAAAACACUAAUCAUGAAAGAUUAGACUGUAGAAUAUUGUUUCUGCAGCUCAGAAAACUUUUUUCUUUUUUUUGCAGUGUUUAAUUUUUGUGUAGGUACUGUGUGCAGCUGAACAGUUCACUUUGGUCUUCCUUUUGUGUUAUAGUUGCACUUUCUUCUUUCUUUUUUUUUAAAAUUGAUGUUUUUAUUAAGUCGUUUUCGAAAGCGCUGACUGCACUGAAAGGAAAAGAAAGGGUAUUUUAGAGUUAAGCCACUCAUUCAAUCUCACCCUGAAUAUUGGGGCGGGGCGGGGAGAAAUGGCUGGUACAUAACAUUUUGUCUGAGAAACAACCCCCCCCCCCCCCCCAUCUCAUCAGUUUGUUUUUUCCUCCUGUUUGUUCAAAGGUUGUCAGGGCAACAAGCUUCCAAUAAAUCAGACAGGCGUAUAUUGUUCAGGAUACAGACAGACACUACGGAGAAGCUAGAUGGGAGGUUUGCCGACAGCCUCUCUGCACCUGGUGCUAUAUGACCAUUGCUGUAUAUGUGCAGAAGACGUCCACAUCCACACAGCAGUCGUGUAAGCUUUGUAAUAACAGCAGCCAGGGUGGAGUCACCAUUUACCCAGUCUUGACAGAAUUUGUUUUGCACCUGUAACAAUCCAAAUGGUAAAAACUGUAUGUGAGCUUGCAACUUUUUAUUUGUAUUGGAUAUGUCUGUAUGUUUUAGGAUAUUUGUUGAUACUUGCUUGCCUAUUCUAUAAGAUAUUGAUAGCACACUGUAUCUAUGAAGGCUCUUUAAAGAAGUGGAACCAUGAUCUUUGAGACCUGACGAGAAAUGCUUCAGUAUGUGUAUGAAAUCCCUCACAGUGUGCUGAUGAUGUGUCCACUGUUCUCGGUGUUAGUGUUGUGAAUGAAUUGCCAGAUAUCCAGUUCUUCUUCUCUUACCCCUCUAUCUGCCCAACAUCAUCGACACCGGAUUCACACUCAAGGUUAGUAGCUGUAUUCACCAAUCCACAGCAAGGAGGUCGUCAGUAACGCAGCACUGUACGACUGCACUGUAAAACACUGGGUUAUUUCUUCCUCAUUGCCUUGUCAAGUGUAGGUUUUGUAUGCCAAGCUAUAAUGUGAAGUGAUUUACAUUUUGGGGAAGUUUCUUGGUAAUGGUUGUUGAGUUGUAAUGUUGAGCACUGUUGUCGCCCUUUUCCCAGCAAGUGUGAUACUCUCUCUCGGUCAUGUAUGUUUUGUAGGUUACCAGGGUUUUGGGGGAAAUCAUUGGUCCCGUCAGCAUUUGACCCUAUCUGUGUUGACUUCAG